AAGCUGGACGGUCGCCAUGACAAGUAAGGGCAAGUCGUCCGCCUGCCGGCGGGAGGCCCAGGAAAUGGAGGGUGUGUGGAGAGAGUCAGGAUUCUUGCAGCCUCGGUGCUGUAGCGGCUGACGUUUUGUCGCGGCGAAGUUCUGCAGGCCAGGGCUGUGAGGGCAGCCUCACAAGCCUUCUCCCUGCAGAUCUAGUCCACCCUUUCCCACACAGCAAUGCAACCUUCUGAGGACAGAGAACCUGUCUAUUGUCAUCGUUGUGUUCCCCAGUGCCUCGAGCAGCGCUGGCUGGCAGGAGCUUGAUGAUAAAUAUUUAUUGAAUGAAUGAAGAGAGACAGAAGGCUGAGGAAUUGGCGAGUGGGAUGCGGAAGAGGUGUAAAAGCUGUAAGGUCAGGCGCCCUCUGCAGGCCGAGGCGGGUAGGCGCUUUGAGACUUGUCGUGGGAGACGGUAGGGGACGCUCUGGCACUUCUCGCCGAGGCGGACGCGUUCAGACUACAACUCCCAGCAGCCACGAGGAGCCGUAGGGCUUUAUGGGAAUUGUGAGCCUUAACCCUGUUAGGCCCCCGCCUCGCCCCGACGUGGUUCGCCCGCGAAAUCCGCUCCGGGGUGCGGAGGUCCAAUCCGGAGGAAGGUGGGCUCAAAUCCCGCGAGAGCCAGAGGCGCGCAGCUCCCACGGUGCGGAGACGCCGGCUCUACCCACGGUGCCGCGUCCCCGCUCUCGCCUCCCGCUCCCGGAGGAGGCAGGAAGGCGCGGGUGGGCUCCUCCAGGUCUGCGUCGCGGUCCCCGGGAGCCUCGGGGCCGUCCUGGCCGCCCGGCCGAGGCCAAUGCCUGCCGCGCCGCCUCUGCAGUAUGAAGGCGUCGGAGGCUCAGCCCGCAGCGCCGGACCAGGCCCCCGCUGCAGCCGGUCUGUCUCCGCGGGCUUCCUCGGUGGAUAAAACUCCGGAUCCCGACCCGAUGCCGCCGGCGCCCGAAGGCAGCGAUCGGCCCCCGGCGUCCCCGGGUGCGGAGCCUGGCUCAGGGCUCCCCCAGGAGCUGGGCGCAGGAGACCCAGACUCUCUGUCCGCUCUGCAAGCCGAGUUCGAUACCGAGCUGGGUCCGCCGGUGCAGGAGCAGGAGCUUGGCGAAGAGGCGAGCCUCGCUGCGGAAGGCCUGUCGGAGGAGGGAGACACCCUUUGGAGCUACAGCUUCUCCCAGCUGCCCCGAUUUCUCAGCGGCUCCUGGUCGGAGUUCUGCGCCCAACCCGAGAACUUUCUGAAAGGCUGUAAGUGGGCUCCUGACGGCUCCUGCAUCUUGACCAAUAGUGCUGAUAACAUCCUGCGGAUUUACAACCUGCCCCCGGAGCUGUACACUGGGGAGGAGCAGGCGGAAUAUGCAGAAAUGACCCCUGUCCUUCGAAUGGUGGAAGGUGACACCAUCUACGAUUACUGCUGGUAUUCUCUGAUGUCUUCAUCCCAGCCAGACACCUCCUACGUGGCCAGCAGCAGCCGGGAGAACCCGAUUCACAUCUGGGACGCGUUCACUGGCGAGCUCCGGGCUUCCUUUCGGGCCUACAACCACCUGGAUGAGCUGACUGCUGCCCAUUCACUCUGCUUCUCCCCGGAUGGUGCCCAGCUCUUCUGCGGCUUCAACCGGACCGUGCGUGUCUUCUCCACGGCCCGGCCUGGCCGGGACUGCGAGGUCCGAGCCACGUUUGCAAAAAAGCAGGGCCAGAGCGGCAUCAUCUCCUGCAUCGCCUUCAGCCCAACCCAGCCCCUCUACGCCUGCGGCUCCUACAGCCGCUCCCUGGGUCUGUAUGCCUGGGAAGAUGGCUCCCCUCUCGCCUUGCUGGGUGGCCACCAAGGGGGCGUCACCCACGUCUGCUUUCACCCUGAUGGCAACCGCUUCUUCUCAGGGGCCCGCAAGGAUGCUGAGCUUCUGUGCUGGGAUCUCCGGCAGCCCGGUCAGCCACUGUGGUCUCUACGUCGUGAAGUGACCACCAAUCAGCGCAUCUACUUCGAUUUGGACCCGACUGGACAGUUCCUGGUGAGUGGCAGCACCAGCGGGGCUGUCUCCGUGUGGGACACCAGCGGGGCCGAGGAUGCUGGAAAACCGGAGCCACUGCUGAGCUUUCUGCCCCAGAAAGACUGCACCAACGGCGUGAGCCUGCACCCUAGCCUGCCUCUCCUGGCCACUGCAUCAGGUCAGCGUGUGUUCCCGGAGCCCACAGAGAGUGAGGAUGAAGGGGAGCUGGAGCUGGAGCUUCCUUUGCUGUCCCUGCGCAACGUCCACCUUGAAUGUCAGCUUCAGCUCUGGUGGUGUGGGGGCACCCCCGAGCCCAGUAGCCCUGAGGAUCAGGGCGAGAAGGGACAAGAAGGGACAGAGGGAGGGGGGGAUGAGCCUAUAUAAAAGGUU
This is a messenger RNA of Lepus europaeus (European hare), 2393 nucleotides long. RefSeq names its product WD repeat containing antisense to TP53 (gene WRAP53). Gene Ontology annotation, molecular function: protein binding; RNA binding. The transcript has 10 exons. The coding region runs from base 852 to 2387 and encodes 511 amino acids. Gene Ontology annotation, biological process: Cajal body organization. Gene Ontology annotation, cellular component: Cajal body. NCBI's taxonomy places the organism in Eukaryota, Metazoa, Chordata, Mammalia, Lagomorpha, Leporidae. The record is from RefSeq and is a predicted model, not a curated record.